AUGUCUCGUAUUAACAUGGAUACAAGACACGCACACUCCGCUCUGCUGGCAGCACCACAUGGUGCUGCUGCAAACAGCAGGAGCGGCAGCAGCAACGGCAGCGGAAGCAAUAACAACAAUGUCGGCGUUAGUGACCAUAUCGACAAUGUCAGUGCGGUAAGUAUCGACGAUGGACCCCACUUCAAGGAUAUCUUUCACUACGAACACGAGGGAAACUACAAACUCGCAAGCAGCGGUAUCACUAACCUGAAUUCUUCUUCCCAAGCUCAUCAAACUUUGUCUCCCAUAUCCAUUAGUAAUGCCUCCACUCCGGAAAGUUUCCCCGAACAUCCCUUGGGCUUAGAGCAGGAACCAGAAGUGGCGCCGGAAACAGGAGUGGAAGGGGAAGUUCUACCACCACACCAGACCAAGUACCUUUUGAACUCCAUUAAAGCCACUAAACGAUUAAAAGACGCGAAACCGUUUCUGAACCCGGUUGACCCUAUUGCUUUGAACAUCCCGCAUUAUUUCAACUAUGUUCAAACCCCAAUGGAUUUGUCCUUAAUUGGAAAAAAAUUGCAGGAAAGCACGUAUCAUUCAGUAGAGCAGGUCAAGUCGGAUUUCAGAACAAUGGUCAAUAAUUGUUUAUCCUUUAAUGGUCUGGAAUCCUCGGUCUCUCUUAUGGCUAAAAGAAUUCAAAUAUAUUUUGAAAGAAAAUUAUCUGCAAUGCCACCAAGAGUUUUACCCGCUUCUGCUUUGAAGAAAACAAGCAGAAGUCGGAAGAAAAACGAGGAUUCGGAUUCUCCACUUGUCAUCAGGCGUUCAGUAAGUGCUGCUAAUGACAAUAAUGGUGAAAGCGGAAAUCGAGAAGGUACUAGUGGUGGUAGGCCUAAAAGAACUAUUCAUCCACCGAAAUCAAAAGAUUUGUUUGAUAUAUAUGAAAACUCUAAACCUAAAUCAAAAACUUUACAAAAAAAAUUCAGAACCUGCCUGAAAAUCUUAAGGAUUUUAGGAAGUAAGAAAAAUUCGGACAUAAAUUUUCCUUUUUUGCAGCCUGUUGAUCCAAUUGCUUUGAAUUUACCAAAUUAUUUUGAGAUUAUCAAGAAUCCGAUGGAUUUAGGCACGAUAUCAAAUAAUUUAAUGAACUGGAAAUACAAAACAGUCGAUCAAUUUAUUAAUGACGUCAAUCUUGUUUUUCUUAAUUGUUUUCAAUUCAACCCGGAAGGCAACGAAGUCCAUCUAAUGGGUAAGAAACUAAAAGAACUUUUUAGUGUUCAUUGGCUAGAAAACCAGAAUGUUUUAAACGAAAUUGAGACGGAUUCAGAUAUUGAAGAAGAUGCCUAUUCUUCUUCAUAUUCAUCUGAUGAUGAAUAUGAUGAUGAAGACAUAAACGAAAGUGAUAUAACUAAUCCGGCCAUUCAAUAUUUAGAACAAAAACUAAUGAAAAUGGAGGUUGAAUUGCAACAGUUGAAGAAGCAAGAAUUAAGUAAAUUAUCGAAAAGAAGAGGGAGAAAAUCCCCGAACAGGUCCCUUCUGCGCAGAAGAAUGAGUAAGCGUUCAGUUGAUGAUUUGAAGAAAUUCAUCACUGAUAAUAUUAAUGAAUUAAAUAAUCUGGAAAUGAAUGGAAUGAUACAGAUUAUCAAAAAUUCAUUACCCAAAGACGAAAUACUAACUUCCAAUGAAGAUGAAAUUGAGAUUGAUUUAGAUAUUUUAGAUGAAGGGACUGUUGCAACUAUCUACGAAAAUUACUUCGAGAAGAAAAAUAGCGGUAACAAAAAAAGAAAAUCAAAUAGUCGCUACUCGGCAGAGCAACUCAACAAGAGAAAGAAGACGUUGAAAUUUUUAGAAAAGGAUGAAAUCAUCAAUAAUGAAUAUUCCGGUUCUGAUGAGGACAGUAGCGAUAAUAGCGAUAGUGACAGUGAUUAA
This is a messenger RNA of Saccharomyces kudriavzevii IFO 1802, 1905 nucleotides long. RefSeq names its product Bdf2p (gene BDF2). The record is from RefSeq and is a predicted model, not a curated record. The transcript has a single exon. Bases 1 to 1905 code for a protein of 634 amino acids. Gene Ontology annotation, biological process: chromatin remodeling. Gene Ontology annotation, cellular component: nucleus; chromatin. Lineage: Eukaryota; Fungi; Ascomycota; Saccharomycetes; Saccharomycetales; Saccharomycetaceae.